This is a messenger RNA of Physcomitrium patens, 1507 nucleotides long. RefSeq names its product ubiquitin-NEDD8-like protein RUB1. Gene Ontology annotation, molecular function: protein binding. The record is from RefSeq and is a predicted model, not a curated record. NCBI's taxonomy places the organism in Eukaryota, Viridiplantae, Streptophyta, Bryopsida, Funariales, Funariaceae.
GUCUUAACUUCAGGUUGCACAAGGGAGGAGUGUUUGGGUGAAGGGGGGUGUUACUAUCGAUCCCAAUUCAGCAUGGGCUGCAAGUUCUCGCUGUGAGUUAAACGCAGCAGUGUAGCUGCGUUGAUUAUACGCAGCUGGGGGAUUUUUAAGUCAUGGAAGAGAUCGAGAACUACCUGAGCCUGAGAUUUAUCCAUCUCACACUUUUGUGAGUUUGUCGAGGAUGAAUCGGAACUUUUGCGCUUUGCCUUUCCGAGGCGACCCAGUGCCACAAGUUAAGAAUCCCCCGAUCAGGGUUGACACAGAAUUAGGGGUCAGAAGUAGGAGGGGAAAGAGUGAAAAUAGGCAAAAGCUGGUGUGAACACCAACAUGGACAUUGGGGAAGAGAUUUUCUGUGGCUUAUGACAAGAAGGAUAAAAACCCAAUAGAUUUAAUCGGUGAUGUGUUCCACGUGAAGCUGUAGUCGCUACUUCUGGCUCUCCAGUCUCGCUGAGAGGUGCCGUGCCCGUCAUCACUAUCGCCACAGCCCUUGCAGUGUCCGCUUCAGCUCAACAGAUUUGUCCUCGCAACAUCUGCACCUGUGGAAUUUAAUCUGUCGUUGCUGCACCAGCUUCGGCGAUCUUGUUUCGCGGAUGCCUCUCAGUGGAGUGGAGUGGAGUAGAGGUGUUGUGUGACGGUAGAAGCACUUUAUUUGCGCGCAAUUAGCGGGUGCUCGUAUUUAAGGGGCACAAGGUGAUCAAAGAAGUGAUCUAUCACAGGUGAGGUGGGGUUUGGGUCGUCAAGAUGCAGAUCUUUGUGAAGACGUUGACAGGGAAGACCAUUACUCUUGAAGUCGAGAGCAGCGAUUCCAUCCAAAAUGUGAAGACCAAGAUUCAAGACAAGGAAGGCAUUCCACCUGACCAGCAACGGCUGAUAUUCGCUGGUAAACAGUUGGAGGAUGAGCGUACACUGGCAGACUACAAUAUUCAGAAGGAAUCAACCCUGCACCUGGUGCUCAGGCUCCGGGGAGGUACCAUGAUCAAGGUGAAGACCCUUACUGGGAAGGAAAUUGAAAUUGACAUUGAGCCUUAUGAUACUAUUGAGCGCAUCAAGGAGCGUGUGGAGGAGAAGGAGGGCAUUCCUCCCGUCCAACAAAGGCUCAUAUUCGCCGGAAAGCAGAUGAACGACGACAAAACUGCACGAGACUAUAAUAUUGAGGGAGGAUCUGUGCUGCACUUGGUGCUUGCUCUCCGCGGAGGUUGGUGAUCACUACAAACUGUCUUUUGUUGUUACUAGAUCAUUGAUUAAGGUGUGGCAAUUAGCAUGUUGUUUCUCUAUCAGGCUGAUUCUCAUCCUUCAGUUCCGCGAGAAAUGCUAUGUGUUUUGUGUGGACAUGCAAGCUGUAGUAUACAACUUGUUUCUAACAGACACGACGAUGCAUGUCUUGAUCUGUACUUUGGUUUACCAUAUUGUAAUCCUACUGGAAGGGAAUUGUGUGAAAAUAUUUUCCUCGCUGAACGGCUUGAAAUGA